Messenger RNA from Phycomyces blakesleeanus NRRL 1555(-), 315 nucleotides. RefSeq lists its product as hypothetical. The transcript has 3 exons. The coding region runs from base 1 to 315 and encodes 104 amino acids. NCBI's taxonomy places the organism in Eukaryota, Fungi, Mucoromycota, Mucoromycetes, Mucorales, Phycomycetaceae. The record is from RefSeq and is a predicted model, not a curated record.
AUGGCUAUCAGUGCAGUAUCUGCUAUUGGUGCAUUUAAUUUGGGAUUGAGAAAAUCCAGAAACAUGAAAACGAACAAAGGGCUAUAUGCAGACGCGACCUUCAAUCAUUUAAUGAUAUUAUGUCAGUUAUGGAUGAGUUCCAUGAGGGCUAUCCAGCUGUCAAACUUUUAUCUUCGCUCGCCUGAGAUCAAUUCUAUUGAACGGUUUAAGGGUAUUAUGAAAGAGAAAAAUCAAGCUAAAUGUUCCAAGUGGUAUGCAAUUACAUCCUUUUAUUGUCUCAAAAGCCCAACAAUAUAUUUCUCUAGUGUUGGAUGA